Molecule: messenger RNA, 670 nt
Organism: Manihot esculenta (cassava)
Lineage: Eukaryota; Viridiplantae; Streptophyta; Magnoliopsida; Malpighiales; Euphorbiaceae
Product: disease resistance response protein 206-like
Exons: 1
Coding region: 36-602 (188 amino acids)
Source: RefSeq, a predicted model, not a curated record
UCAUUCAUCAACUUUAAUUUAGGAGCGUAAAAACAAUGAGAGCAAGAAGCUGCAAGAACGCUCUUUUAAUCUUAAUCUUUCUUGCUGUUGUAUCUUCAACCUACGCAUGCAAGAAGAAGAGAUACCAUGCAAAACCAUGCAAGGAAUUAACCUUAUACUUCCACGACAUUCUUUACGAUGGCAAGAAUACUGCUAAUGCUACUUCUGCUCUUGUGACAGCACCACAAGGUUCUAACCUCACCACAUUAGCAUUCCCAUUCCAUUUUGGUAACAUGGUAGUGUUUGAUGACCCCAUUACCAAAGACAACGACCUUCAGUCACCGCCAGUUGGUAGGGCACAAGGCAUGUAUCUCUACGAUACUAAGAACACCGUUAGUGCGUUGCUAGCUUUUUCUUUUUCCCUGAAUACCACACAUCAUCACGGCACCAUAAGUUUCCUUGGAACCAAUCCGAUUAUGGAGAGGACUAGGGAUAUUUCUGUGGUGGGUGGUACCGGAGAUUUUUUCAUGCAUCGAGGAGUUGCUACUGUUAUGACUGAUGCAUUUGAAGGCGAAGUGUACUUUAGACUACGAGUGGAUAUCAAAUUCUACGAGUGUUGGUAAAAUCAUGCGUCUUUGAUUGUAAUGACAAAGUAUGUAAUAUCAGUUUAAUACAAUUUCAGCCUAUGGGU